GCCAGUGGAGAUGGUGCUGUUGCUACCACGUGCUGUCGCGAUAAGUCGAUAGCCACAGCUUAGGUGGUGACUGUGUUUGCCCUUCGCGGCAGUAUGAUGUAACGCCCGACCAGUCAUAGCAGCGACUGUGCUGGAUUGAAAGAUUACAAAGGAUCGUGAUAUUCAUCCAUGACUUCGGAUGAGAUUUGCUUUUCCAAUUUUCUCGCCGGGGCAUCUCCUUCGGUUUGGUCUGUCUCUCCGUGUCACUAAACCCAUAAUUUUCUAAACCUCAACAUGCCCGGAAAGAUUCGCAGCCUACAGCAGAGUCCUACCCGGACUAACAUCACCAAAUUCACCAACUGUAGACUCGUGAAGAGUGGAAAACUUGUUCAGGAAGACCUCUGGAUCAGCUCCCGCAGUGGCAAGAUACUUAACGGACAAGAAGUCUUUUACAACCAGAGGAUAGCACCGGACCAUGUUGUCGAUUUGGGCGGCAAGAUACUCUCGCCAGGCUUUAUUGAUGUUCAACUAAACGGGGCCUUCGGCUUCGACUUUUCCGUCGCGCCGGAGAAGUUGGCAGACUACGCAAAGGGUAUGAUUAAGGUCAACAAAGGGUUGGUCAAGACAGGUGUCACGUCGUACACGCCUACGAUUGUGAGCCAGAAAGCAGAUAUCUAUCACAAGGUUCUUCCCUAUCUUGGACGCUCAGGAUCCAGAAGACUUCCACGAGAUGGUGCCGAGUCUCUAGGCGCCCAUCUCGAAGGCCCAUUCUUGAACCCACUCAAAAAUGGCAUCCACAGCAAGACUAUACUCAAAGCUCCAGAAAACGGAAUGGAUGACCUGAUUGAUUGCUACGGAGCAGCCAACCUGGAAAAAGGCAGCACGCCUGUCGCUUAUGUAACAAUAGCUCCAGAACAGCCUGGUGCACUCGAAGCCAUCCGCGAACUCCGAGCACGCGGAAUUCGCGUCUCCAUCGGACACACUGCGGCCGACUAUGAGCAAGCACAAGCAGGUGUCGCUGCCGGUGCAACAAUGAUCACACAUCUUUUCAACGCGAUGCAUUCGCUCCAUCACCGCAACCCGGGAAUGUUUGGUCUUUUGGGACAAGGUGCAGAUCCUUCGAACCCAAAACCAUACUUCGGUAUUAUCGCAGAUGGAAUUCACCUGCACCCGAGUGCCAUCAACAUAGCGUGGAAUGCCCACCCCGAGGGCUUCAUUCUCGUCACGGAUGCCAUGGCCCUGGUCGGCCUACCAGACGGCAUCCAUGAAUGGACAAACGGGGACCGAAUCAUCAAAAAAGGGUCCACCCUCACUCUCGAGGGUCACGAGGGCAAGAUUGCGGGAAGCAGCAUCACGCUUAUUGAGUGCGUGAACAACUUCCUUUGCUGGAGCGGCGUUGGGGUUGCGCAGGCGCUGGGUGCGGUGACUUCCACGCCGGCGAAGAUGUUGGGCAUCGCCGAUGUGAAGGGUUGCUUAGAAGCUGGCGCAGAUGCCGAUCUUGUCGUGCUGGACGAACUAGUGGAAGACCAUGGUCGGAAGAGACUUGUAGUGGAGCAGGUUUGGAAGUUCGGCGAAUGUGUCUUCGAUGCUGAAACUGCUGACGACUGAGGAGAUUCGUUACGAAUUACUUUGCGUGGGUGCGGGUUCUCAGUGCUUAUUGAUUAUUUGGAUGAUUAUCCUUUGUCCAGAUUGUUCAAGAGAGUAGUUUGUUCAACUACUGGUUCCAUUACUACUACUACUACUACUACUACUAC
This is a messenger RNA of Verruconis gallopava, 1733 nucleotides long. Its product is annotated as N-acetylglucosamine-6-phosphate deacetylase. Gene Ontology annotation, molecular function: N-acetylglucosamine-6-phosphate deacetylase activity. Gene Ontology annotation, biological process: N-acetylglucosamine catabolic process. NCBI's taxonomy places the organism in Eukaryota, Fungi, Ascomycota, Dothideomycetes, Venturiales, Sympoventuriaceae. The coding region runs from base 274 to 1587 and encodes 437 amino acids. The record is from RefSeq and is a predicted model, not a curated record. The transcript has a single exon.